Penicillium pulvis is the source of this 506-nucleotide messenger RNA. Its product is annotated as vacuolar ATPase assembly integral membrane protein VMA21. Gene Ontology annotation, cellular component: endoplasmic reticulum membrane. The transcript has 3 exons. The record is from RefSeq and is a predicted model, not a curated record. Bases 166 to 483 code for a protein of 105 amino acids. NCBI's taxonomy places the organism in Eukaryota, Fungi, Ascomycota, Eurotiomycetes, Eurotiales, Aspergillaceae. Gene Ontology annotation, biological process: vacuolar proton-transporting V-type ATPase complex assembly.
GUUUCAUUGUUCUCUCCGCCAUGUGACCGGGCGCUUGGACGAUCUCCGCAAUAUAGCUUCAUCACUCCUCAGCGUCAUUAUCAACAAGAUCAAGUGGAAGGUUGAUCAACUUCGCCUUGCUGAAACACAUUGCAUCCUUCAAACCCAACCCUCAAUCAAUUCAAAAUGUCCGCCCGCCGUCCUCACGGGCAGAGCUAUGCCGAUGUUGCGGCCAAGUCUCCUCAAGAAGAAAGCAGCUCUGACGUGACCCCUGCAGUCCCAGCUGAUGUCAUCUACAAGCUGCUGGGCUUCACAUUUGCCAUGGUGUUUGCUCCCAUUGGCAUGUACUUUUUGACCGUGAAGUCGAUCUUUAGUGGCAAUGCCAUAUACUCUGGAAUUACAGCAGCCAUCACGGCGAACGUGGUCUUGUUCGCUUACAUCUACGUCGCCUGGAAGGAAGACCAAGAAGACCAGCAAGCAGCCAAAUCAAAGAAAGGCCAGUGAUAAUAGAAAGCUCUAAGCCUUGU